This is a messenger RNA of Perca fluviatilis (European perch), 918 nucleotides long. Its product is annotated as mas-related G-protein coupled receptor member A6-like. The coding region runs from base 154 to 918 and encodes 254 amino acids. Gene Ontology annotation, molecular function: G protein-coupled receptor activity. The transcript has 7 exons. Gene Ontology annotation, cellular component: membrane. Gene Ontology annotation, biological process: G protein-coupled receptor signaling pathway. The record is from RefSeq and is a predicted model, not a curated record. NCBI's taxonomy places the organism in Eukaryota, Metazoa, Chordata, Actinopteri, Perciformes, Percidae.
CAUUCUCCUCAUUUCCUAACCGGCCACACUUUUGCUUUGUUCAACCUUGUUUUAGAUUAGAUAUCGUUUCUUUUGAGUAGUAAGGGUGGACUGCCAGGUGUGUUAAUCCUGUUUUCUCCUGUUUAAUUAGUUAGGGAGGUUUCACUCUGAAGAAUGGGAGGUUUCAACAAUAACGACACAUCACUGAACAACAGUACCGACUUGGACUUGAGAAAAAUAGAAUCUAUCAUAUAUGUGAUGACAUGCAUAAUCAUCUGUAUUGGACUUCCUUUGACCCUCGUGGCCAUCUAUGCUCUUUAUUCUCUGGUGGGAAAGUAUAAUGUUGCUCCGAUCUCCGUCAUCAACCUUCUCAUUUCCGACCUCGUUCAGUUCUGCUGCCUGAUUAUUUGGGUGGCACAACCUGAGGACCAGAACAUAUAUAAAAAAGGUGGUCGCAUUUAUGGCUCUAGUCUGUUGGCCAGUGUUGGCUUCAUGCUGUGCAUCGCCCUGGAAAGGUAUUUGGUCAUCGCCUGCCCACUGUGGUACCGCUUCAGACGAUCCAUCAAGAUCUCCGUGGUGGUCUGUGUCCUGGUGGGAAAGGAUCAUGUCGCUCCGAUCUACGUCAUCAACCUUCUCAUUUCCGACCUCAUUCAGUUCUGCUGCAUGAUUGUUAGGGUGGCAAAACCUAUGGACACAUAUAACAUAGGCAGACUCAUUUACUUCUCUAGUCUGAUGGCCAGUGUUUGCUUCAUGGUGUGCAUCGCCCUGGAAAGGUAUUUGGUCAUCGCCUGCCCACUGUGGUACCGCUUCAGACGAACCAUCAAGAUCUCUGUGGUGCCCUGUCUGCUUCCAUCUCAGUUCCAGCUGAUGAAAAACGUCGAAUUGUGGCAAUGUUGGUCCUGGUGCUGCUUCUUUACACGUUGCUGUUCCUGCCCUUGA